This is a messenger RNA of Trifolium pratense (red clover), 1382 nucleotides long. Its product is annotated as ethylene-response factor C3-like. The transcript has a single exon. Lineage: Eukaryota; Viridiplantae; Streptophyta; Magnoliopsida; Fabales; Fabaceae. The coding region runs from base 200 to 850 and encodes 216 amino acids. Gene Ontology annotation, biological process: ethylene-activated signaling pathway; regulation of DNA-templated transcription. Gene Ontology annotation, molecular function: DNA-binding transcription factor activity; DNA binding. The record is from RefSeq and is a predicted model, not a curated record.
UUCACUUCUAUCCCAUUCGCUUUUGUGGCGACUCUUACCAUUUUACUAUCACAAGAGAAAUUGAGUAUAUAAAAACAAAGUGGGGUUUACAAAUACACAUAGUAACUUGAAGGGAAAAAAAAAACACACAGCCAAAAAACAGAGCAAAAAACAGAGCAUAAAAACAGAGCACCACCUUCCUCCACUCUGUUUUUACAAAAUGGAUUCAAGUCCAACCUCAAUUCCACACUCUUCCACUUCAGAUUUCUCCUCAGAAUCAAGUUCCUUCGAAUUCGAUUAUCUUCCUUUCAACGAAAACGAUCCUGAAGAGAUGCUUCUCUACGGUAUGAUCAACGAUGCAAACAAUAACCUCAACAAUCAAUAUUCUUCCAGUACAAGAGUAAAGGAAGAAGAGGUAAGUUCCGAAGAGAAUGAACCGAGGAAGGAGAAGUCAUACCGAGGUGUUAGAAGAAGACCAUGGGGGAAAUUUGCAGCUGAAAUAAGGGAUUCAACUAGAAAUGGAAUGAGAGUAUGGCUAGGAACAUUUGAUAGUGCUGAAGAAGCUGCUUUAGCUUAUGAUCAAGCUGCUUUUUCCAUGAGAGGUUCUUCUGCAAUACUCAAUUUUCCUGUUGAGAUUGUUAGAGAAUCGCUUAGUGAAAUGAAAAUGAAUUGUGGUGAUGGUUCUGAAGAUGGGUGUUCACCUGUUGUUGCUUUAAAGAGAAAACAUUCUUUGAGAAGGAAAAUUGGUUUCAAGAAGAACAAAGAAAAAGAUCAUGGGAACAAUAAUAAUAGUGUUGUGUUUGAAGAUCUUGGUUCUGAUUAUUUGGAACAAUUGUUGAUGUCUUCUGAAAAUUUUCCUAAUCCUCAGUGAUUCAUCAAUUAAAAAAAGAAAAGAAAAAACUUCAAUCCACAAUCUAAUGCUAUGCAGCAUCAACAUUUCUAAUCGAAGGACAUAGACGUGUUUAUUGUCUGACACACGUCAAUGUUUGAUAUCAACACAACAUUGAUACAUCUGAUACAUUUAAUUAUGUUAAUUUUUUUAGAAAAUGCUACUGAUAUCCACGUGUCAAUGUUAGUGUUGUAUCUAUCGUCAUAUAUAUGUUUUUAGUACUUCAUAGAUUUAGUGUUCAUUUAAUUCUCUCUUUUUAUUUCAUCUAUUUUUCUUGAAUCCUUAGUAUGUUUAUCUGAUGUUUUUCUAUAUCUUUUGAGGUUGAUGAAAGCCUUUGUUGUAUUUGAAUGAUCAAAAUUUGAAGAUCAUUUACGUUUGUAUUAUGUUUCAUUUUGGGAGUCUAUAGGAGAAUUUUCUUCCAAAUAUUUAAUUUUUCACUUUCUAUGUAAAGUUUAUAGAUAAGGAUUAAGGAAUGCAGUGGUGACCCUUUUGUGGGGCACAGUUUUUGUCGUUA